GGCAUUGCUUGAACCUUGUCAUUGCACGCUCUUGUGCUCUUCCAGUUGUGCGCAACAUGAUUGAUAAGAUGAAGUACAUCGUCAUGUUCUUCACCUGCAGCCCGAAGAGGGAACACCUUCUCAAGGAGGUUGUAGAUAAGGAGGCACAUUCUACCGGAAAGCGGAAGCCCCUGAUUGACCUCAGCCGCACAAGAUGGGCAGCACGGCAUGAUGCCUACAGUCACUUCUACAGUGCCUUUGUCGCAUCAAGGCUCAUGGGCCUAAUUCCAUCUGUCCAGUGCAACUCAGAUGUAACGGUGGACAUCUCUGAAGCAGUCGCUCUGUACCAAGAUGACUUGCCAUCACCAGAGGUCAUUGACCAGGAGCUGAAACGGUGGAAGUUGAAGUGGCAGGUCAAAGCAUUACACCAAAGACCAAGCUCAUGUGCCUCAGCUAUCAAAGAGUGUGAUGAGAUGAUGUAUCCGAACAUCUUCAAACUCCUGAAAAUUGCAUGCACCUUGCCAGUGACCUCCUGCGAAUGUGAGAGGUCUGCCAGUGUUCUCCGGAGACUCAACACAUUCAUGCGGAGCAGCAUGGGAGAGGACCGCAUGUCAUCCUUGGCUCUCAUCCAUACCCACUACGACAUGGCUCUGGAUCUGGAUGAAGCUGUCGAUCUAUACUCAAAAAUGCACCCAAGACGAUUGGAGCUGAUGAGCGUUCUGAUGCAAUAGAAGCCAUAGAAGAAGAAGAGGGAGACAUGGGGGGUGGGUCAUUUCACGUGAAAUCAGACACUUUGGGGCCCAACCGACACAGAUUUUAAUCAAACUUUGUGUGCCUUCUUAGUGGUAAGGUAGAACCCCAGAACUGCAUUUGCAUGAAUCUGGCACUAAUAUAAGGGAGAAAUGGACUAAGAAUGUUUUAAGUAAGAGGGUAGGGCACUACACAUUCAACCUUGAUUAUGUCAAUUUAAAUUACAAAGAGAUGGUUUUGAUGCUGUUUGAAAGCUCUUUUCUGGAACACUUCAAUUUAUAUCAUUAUUAAUUCAUGUUUAAGUUUUAAUGACCAUACCGAUAGUGUACUUCAUGAAGUAAUUCUUAUCUAUUUAUGUCAACAGUGGAGAGAUAGACAAUAAAGGACAGCAACAACAGACAGACAGAACAACAACAGAGACAGACAAUGGAGGGCAGCAACAGACAGGCAAUGGAAGAAAGCAACAGACAACUGAGGUGAGCAACAGAGACAGACAAUCACAGAUGUAGGAAGUUUGAGUAACACUUACAUUUAUAUCAAAUUCUUCAUUCUUGUUAAAGUUUUAAUGACUAUAGAGAUAGCUCAAUUGAAGCAAUUCAUGUCCAUUUAUGUUAACAGUGGGGAGCAACAGACAAAAAAUGAAGGACAGCAACAACAGACUCACAACAAACUUGACGAUGAAUAAAA
Messenger RNA from Eleginops maclovinus (Patagonian blennie), 1416 nucleotides. RefSeq names its product 52 kDa repressor of the inhibitor of the protein kinase-like. The record is from RefSeq and is a predicted model, not a curated record. Lineage: Eukaryota; Metazoa; Chordata; Actinopteri; Perciformes; Eleginopidae. The transcript has 2 exons. Gene Ontology annotation, molecular function: protein dimerization activity. Bases 57 to 710 code for a protein of 217 amino acids.